Molecule: messenger RNA, 4460 nt
Organism: Plutella xylostella (diamondback moth)
Lineage: Eukaryota; Metazoa; Arthropoda; Insecta; Lepidoptera; Plutellidae
Gene: Nos
Product: Nitric oxide synthase
Biological process (GO): nitric oxide biosynthetic process
Molecular function (GO): NADP binding; FMN binding; flavin adenine dinucleotide binding
Source: RefSeq, a predicted model, not a curated record
UGUUACUUCUGUUAGUGCGCCCGCGCCGCGCGUGCGCAUAAUUUAAUUAGAAAAAAACAUCAUCAGUUUUUUCUUCAUAAAAAUGCCUCCCGGUAUUCAAAUAACCGAAACGGUGAUCGAUAAUUCCGUAGAAAUUAUCGAUUCAGAGCUGAUAGUGGAGGAAAUACAAAUAAAAUCGUGCCCUAUCGAUCACGACAUCGGAUCAUUUUCGAUAGUUUUGAAAGAAUCUAAUGCCACAACUAAUGACACAGUAUGCAGUCCUACACUAAAUGGGAAAGUGGAUACAAAUGGCGAUGUUAAAAAAGAUAGUUCAUAUGUACAGAAUUAUAAGGAAGUAUCAUUGGCUGUUGCAAAAGAUUAUUCUAAAUUAAAUGGAACUGAUGAACAGAAACCCAUGAUUAAUGGAGAUUCUACGAAAACUAUAGCAGAAAAGAAUAUAGAAGAAGAUAAAGCAGUUGUGAUCGCAAAGAAAGAACCCGCUAAGAAACCAGUGCGCAAAGUUACACGCCCAAAAGUGUUGAAGAAUUUAGAAUCGCACAAUUAUCUAUACGACCGUUUGUACGAUUCUACCUGUCCGCGAGUGCCGAACCUGUGCAACGAGCGGACAUGCCUGGGAAGCGUGAUGGCGAUCCCGGGCCGCGGGGACGUGGCUCGGGAGAGGGACGAGGUGCUGAGCGACGCUAAGGACUUCUUCGGACAGUACUUCGCUUCUAUACGGAGAGCCAACACCCCCGCGCACGAGGCCCGAUGGAAGACGGUCCAGGAAGAAGUCGCGAGCACGGGCACCUACCAGCUCACCACCACCGAGCUGGUGUUCGGAGCCAAGCUGGCCUGGAGGAACGCCUCCCGCUGCAUCGGCAGGAUACAGUGGUCGAAGCUCCAGGUGUUCGACUGCCGGCAGGUGACCACCACGAGCGGCAUGUUCGAGGCCCUCUGCAACCACAUCAAGUACAGCACCAACAAGGGCAACAUCAGAUCAGCGAUCACAGUGUUCCCGCAGCGCACGGACUGCAGCCACGACUACCGCAUCUGGAACAGCCAGCUCAUCAGCUACGCCGGCUACCGGCAGCCGGACGGCAGCGUGCUGGGGGACCCCAUGCACUGCGAGUUCACUGAGCUAUGCAUCAAGCUCGGGUGGAAGGCGCCGCGCACGGCGUGGGACGUGCUCCCGCUGGUGCUCUCCGCCAACGGGAAGGACCCGGACUACUUCGAGAUCCCACGGGAACUCGUCAUGGAGAUCCCGAUGACGCACCCCAACUACGAGUGGUUCGAGGACCUGCAGCUGCGCUGGUACGCUCUGCCUGCCGUCUCCGGCAUGAGGUUCGACUGCGGAGGCAUAGAGUUCACGGCCAACGCCUUCAACGGCUGGUACAUGAGUACGGAGAUCGGCUGUCGGAACUUCUGCGAUACCAACCGAUUGAACAUGUUGGAGAAAGUGGCCCAACUCAUGGGCCUAGACACCCGUACGCCAGUGACUCUGUGGCGUGACAAGGCGUUGGUGGAGGUGAACGUGGCCGUGCUGCACAGCUUCCAGCAGCACAACGCCACCAUCGUGGACCACCACACCGCUGCGGAGAGCUUCAUCAAGCACCUUGACAAUGAGAACCGGCUCAGGUCUGGUUGCCCCGCGGACUGGAUAUGGAUCGUGCCUCCGAUGUCGUCAUCCAUCACUCCGGUGUUCCACCAGGAGAUGGCGUUGUACUAUUUGAGGCCAGCAUACGAGUAUCAGGAGCCUGCCUGGAAGACGCACCAAUGGCAGAAGUCGAAGCCCAUCACCGGCAAGAGACCCAUAAACAGGAAGUUCCACUUCAAGCAGAUAGCUCGAGCUGUCAAAUUUACCUCCAAACUCUUCGGUCGCGCCCUCUCCAAGCGAAUUAAAGCCACAGUUCUGUACGCCACCGAGACAGGCAAAUCUGAACAGUAUGCCAAAGAACUAGGCGUCAUAUUCGGCCAUGCUUUCAAUGCUCAGGUCCACUGCAUGGCGGACUACGAUAUAACAUCGAUAGAACACGAGGCCCUGUUGCUCGUCGUCACUUCCACUUUCGGAAACGGGGAUCCCCCCGAGAAUGGAGUUGCUUUCGGAGAUCAUCUGUGCGAGAUUUUGUACGCUGAUCAUGUAGGCAACGAAAGUGCUGCGAACUCUCAAUUGGCAACCCCUAAAUCUUUCAUCAAAGCGAACAGCCAAAUGGAAUUCCAGAAGUACACCGUUACUAAUCCCAAGCAAUUGAGCCGAUUAGAAUCUUUGAAAGGAAGCGGGACGGAGACCGCUUCGAUCGACAGCUUCGGUCCUCUCUCCAACGUGCGCUUCGCGGUCUUCGCUCUCGGCUCCAGCGCUUACCCCAACUUCUGCAACUUCGGCAAGUAUGUGGACAAGCUGCUCGGUGACCUCGGAGGAGAGAGGAUCCACGACCUGGCGACGGGAGAUGAGAUGUGCGGACAGGACCAGGCCUUCCGGAAGUGGGCCUCAGGCGUUUUUAACGUUGCCUGCGAAACAUUCUGCCUCGACGACGACGAGACCCUCCAAGAGGCGAAGCGCGCGCUCGGCACGGUGGCCCUGAGCGAGGAGACGGUCAGGUUCUCGGACCCGGAGUCCUGCCCGCCGACCUUGCCGGUGGCGCUGCAGUCGGCCGUCAACCGGCAGCUGGUGAGCUGCGUCGUCAGAGCCAACAAGGACUUGGGCGACGAGUCCGCUGAACGUUCUACUAUAUUCAUCGAUUUGGAGCCGAAGGAAAGCAUCAAGUACGACCCCGGCGACCACGUGGGCAUGCUGGCGUGCAACCGGCAGGAGCUGGUGGAAGGACUGCUGGGGCGGCUCAAGGACGUCGAUGACUACGACGAGCCCCUGCAGCUGCAGUUGAUGAAGGAGACUCAUACUUCCAGUGGACCAGUCAAAUCUUGGGAGCCACAUGAGAGAUUGCCGGCUGUGAGCGUCAGAGAUCUAUUCACGCGAUUCCUUGACAUUACGACGCCGCCGACUACCAUCCUACUACAGUAUUUAGCAACAACAUGCGAAAACGAUGAGCAAAGGCGACAACUGAAUCUUCUGGCUAAUGACCCCGCAGCUUAUGAAGAUUGGCGUCUGUACAACUUUCCGACCCUUCUAGAAGUUUUGGAACAGUUUCCUUCUGCCAGGCCGAGUGGGUCCCUACUGGCUGCCCUGCUCUCCCCACUGCAGCCCAGAUUCUACUCCAUUUCAUCAUCACCGCUUGCUCAUCCCAAGAGAUUACAUCUGACCGUUGCUGUAGUCUCUUACAAAACUCAAGAUGGCGUUGGUCCCCUCCAUUAUGGUGUUUGCUCAAACUAUUUGAUGGAUCGUAAGCCUGGAGAUGAAGUUUACCUCUUCAUCAGAAGUGCCCCUAACUUCCACCUACCACAAGACCCAGCAGUGCCACUGAUCCUAAUAGGUCCUGGCACAGGGAUCGCACCUUUCCGAGGAUUUUGGCAUCACCGUAGAGCGAUGAUCUCCCCUCGGAACCGCGCCAAUGCAGGUCCAGUUUGGCUCUUCUUCGGUUGUAGGACCAGGACCAUGGACCUGUACCGCGAAGAAAAGGAACAAGCCAAGAAAGACGGAGUUCUUUCUAAAGUGUUCCUAGCCUUGUCCAGAGAAAAAGGUGUCCCGAAGAUGUAUGUCCAAGAAUUGGCCGAGACAGUAGGGUCUGACAUUCACGAUUUGUUACUAAACAAAGGCGCACACUUCUACGUCUGCGGUGACUGUAAGAUGGCUGAAGAUGUUCACCAGAAAUUAAAGGGCAUUAUCAAAAAGUACGGAGAAAUGACUGACGAACAAGCACAAAACAUCAUGUAUAUGUUGAAGGAGGAGAACCGCUACCACGAAGACAUCUUCGGCAUCACCCUGCGCACGGCCGAGGUGCACAGUGCGUCUCGCGAGUCUGCGAGGCGCAACCGCGUGGCGGAGCUGCCAUGACGGCGGUCUUCGCGCGCGCGCCCUGAACUCCUCAUCAACUACCCGACAUAGACCACAUCACCACGGACAUUAGUCGAUCACCAGUGUUGUCGACACUCGAUACGGAUUCGAUAGGAAAGUCACUGGAAUUUGUAUGCGUUCCAUUAGUUUCUAAAGGUACUGACCAACGUUACGGACUGUAAUGUAAAAUUUUCAGCGAGCAUGUUUCGCAACGCUGUGUUCUAAAGGUUCGCUGGUGUCCCCGUAACACUACGUGCUGAUUGCAUGAAUGCUCGCUGUGUAACAUGUUACAUUACACCUCGUAACGGCCAGGACCCACCUUAACGUUACCGACAGGCGCUGAUCAAGAUGUCAUAUAUAUUGCUAUCGAAUUACGUUAGUGACUUGAAUUAACAGCACUUGUGAUAGGCCUAAAGCCAUCUUCAAUAUCCAGAUAUCUUACCGGCACAUGAGCAAUCAACGACGUGUAACUGUAGCUGACACAAUAAAAAAAAAUGUACCUCUCCCACGGAGUUGACGCUGGGUUCGACAAUUU